Molecule: messenger RNA, 1422 nt
Organism: Colletotrichum higginsianum IMI 349063
Lineage: Eukaryota; Fungi; Ascomycota; Sordariomycetes; Glomerellales; Glomerellaceae
Product: Aldose 1-epimerase
Exons: 2
Coding region: 1-1422 (473 amino acids)
Biological process (GO): glucose metabolic process; beta-D-galactose catabolic process via UDP-galactose, Leloir pathway
Molecular function (GO): carbohydrate binding; aldose 1-epimerase activity
Source: RefSeq, a predicted model, not a curated record
AUGUGCAAGACUCUCCGCUCCUCCCGCAUAAGGGGAGGAGCGCCUUUGGGAUAUAAGCUCCUGCAUCGCCCCAUCGUUCCCUCACACAGAUGCUCCUGUCCGUCUCUCCAUCAUAGUCGUCUGUUUUGGCCCGGGCUGCUUUGCGCUUCAGUUCUCUGUUACCUCGUCUGGUCCACUACCCUCGCGAUGCGCUUCUCACUACUCCCCGCCGCUGUCGGGGCUCUCGUCCUCCCGGCCUCCAUGGCCCAGUUUGUGGGCGGACCUGACGGAAACACAACAACAGCUCCCGCCGCGAGCCCCGACAAGGACGGCAAAUACUGGAUCUCCAGCAAUCAUAUUAAGGCCGCCUUCAUUCCCUACGGCGCUUCCAUCUCGGACCUGAUCAUUCAAGAUCAGUACGGUAUCCCCCGUGACAUCGUCGCCGGCUUUGACAACGCCAGCUAUUACAGCAUUGACCGUCAGCACCCUCACUUCGGCGGUGUGCCGGGCCGCUAUGCAAACCGCAUCAAGAACGGCACCUUUGAGAUUGACGGCGAGACAUACAAGGUUGACCUCAACGACAACAAUGGCCUCAACACGCUCCACGGCGGCUCUGACGGCUGGGACUACCGCAACUUCACCGUUGUGUCGCACACCAACAACAGCAUCACUUUCUCCUUCACGGACCCAGACGGAAAGGAGGGCUUCCCCGGUGAAGUUGUGGCGCUCAUCACCUACACUAUUAUCGACUGGAACUGGGAGAUCAAGAUGAUUGCCACCGCGACCACCAAGAAGACGCCCAUCAUGCUGAGUAGUCACACGUACUGGAACCUCGACGGCUUUGCCAACAAUGAGACCAGCACGGCUCUUAACCACACUCUGCACAUGCCCUACAACGGCCAGAGAGUGGCCGUUGACAACAUCCUGAUCCCCACCGGCGAGAUCCUUCCUAACCCCAAGGGCUCCGUGAACGACUUCUGGAGUGCCCCGAAGCAGAUCGGCGCCGACUUCUCUAAGCCCGAGCUUGAGAAUAACUGUGGCCUAAACUGCACUGGCUAUGAUAACUGCUGGAUUGUGAACCGCGACGACCUUGGCCCCUACAACUGGCGCACCGAGGGAUACAUCGCCCGACUGCAGUCUGCCUGGUCUGGCAUCCAGGUCGACGUUUAUUCCGACCAGGACGCAUUUCAAAUGUACAGUUGCAGCCAGCAGAAUGGCUCUGUAGCUCUUAAGAAGUCGCAAGGCCUCUUCGACAACGCCGAUCACCCCCGCAUCAUCCCCAAAUACGGCUGCGUCGUCCUUGAAGUCCAGGACUGGAUCGAUGGAAUCAAUAACCCCGCAUGGGGCCGUGGCAAGAAGCAGAUUUUCGAGCCCGGCGGUGACCCGUACGUUCUUCAGGCUAGCUACCGCUUCAGCAUCAACUCCACCUCCUCUGAUGCGUAG